AUGUCAAGUGAUUCGGAAAUAAGCAGCGUUGAACAAAGCGACUCAGAAGAAACAUAUCCAGAAGAGGAAAUAGAAAAUGAUGAUGUAGAUGUAGAGGUUGUUCUUAGUCUCGUUCAACCUUAUGAAGACGAACCUCUUGCAGACGCUUCCGCCGAACCACAUAUGGAAGAAGAGAACGAAGAUGCCGAUGCGGAUGGCCUUACACCAACUGUUUUAGAGGCCAGAUAUGAAAGAACGGUUCCAGUUACGUCCUGGUUUGUAUAGCCAUUUCAAAAUAAUUUGUAUUGCAUUUUCCUUUCCUGUCAAUUUAUAUUUGGGAGAAGCUUGUCUUUUAUGUUUACGUUAUUUCCCCUGCCUUCUCAGGUGCCAAUGUGAGCUAUGCAACGACAUGAAUUUAGUUGGGGCGCUGGAGUUUCGUUGUUGUAGAGAGGUGGUCCAUUCAUCGGGGAAGCUUGUCUUCGAUGGAUCCAUCGAACGCAUCAGCUGUAUAACACAGCAUGAAGACUACGCAGCUCUAAGCAACAGGACGGUUCUGCUUCAAGCGGCUCCAUUGUUGAGAAACAAAGAUGGCCGAAGCUACCGCCGACGAUCUGGAGUUCCAGAGAACGAGUGAGAAAUAAUUUUAAUUCCAGAUAUAUUAUUAUUCUCUCCCGUGCAAGCUUUAUUAUUUUUGCAGACUAGUAAUUUUUGCUGAAAUGUUUGCGCUGUUUGGGUAAUAGUUAGAAGGACAACAAGGGCAAGAGUUCUAUUGUUUAGACUUUGCCACGGUUUUGAAAGCCAUCUUGACGGGUAAGAAAUUACAGCGUUUGUAUGAGAAUCCAAUGUCCAAUAAUUUUCGUUAAAUGGCCGUUUUCAAAAGUGUAUGAAUUGCGAAUCUAAGUUACAAGGUAAUGGACUUUUGCAACAAAAUUUAAUGGCCUGAUCUGGGCUAGAGCCGCUUUCGCCGACCAAAAUUUCCCGGGAAAAAUUAAAAACAACUCGGGAAAAUUCAGGCGCGCAGGCACGGCUCCGAAAAUUUGUCAGUAGAAUACUGUACUGCGUAGCUUGAGUGUUUUAUUGUUAUUUUCUUUUUUUGAAAACGGUUGUUUUACAAAAAUUAUUCGACACUGAAUGCUCAUGCACACGCUGUGACUUCUCUCGCGUUUGCCAACUCGUCACGAUGCUUUCCAAAACACGGUCCGUGACAAGAUCUAUAGAUACGACAGAUCACUUCCUUGCUUAGCCGUGUUCGUUUUUUUUUCCAGAUUCAUUCGUGCAGUGGCUUAUAGAUGGAUGAUACGCUGGCUUUGUGGGUAUAUGGGCUGGGAAAACACAAGGCCCCUUCCAGCCUGUAUUUAUCAUGACAUCAGGUCUCGUUACCAGACUUUGCAAUCAAGAGGAUACAGAAACGCACUGCCAGAAUAG
Messenger RNA from Porites lobata, 1404 nucleotides. Lineage: Eukaryota; Metazoa; Cnidaria; Anthozoa; Scleractinia; Poritidae. The record is from the annotation of a GenBank genome assembly.